This is a messenger RNA of Strongyloides ratti, 804 nucleotides long. Its product is annotated as Putative L-aspartate dehydrogenase. The coding region runs from base 1 to 804 and encodes 267 amino acids. The record is from RefSeq and is a predicted model, not a curated record. Lineage: Eukaryota; Metazoa; Nematoda; Chromadorea; Rhabditida; Strongyloididae. Gene Ontology annotation, molecular function: L-aspartate dehydrogenase [NAD(P)+] activity; NADP binding. Gene Ontology annotation, biological process: NAD+ biosynthetic process. The transcript has a single exon.
AUGAAAAUAGGUAUUAUUGGUUUUGGACAUUUAGGUCAAUUUUUAAAAAAUCAAUUAGAUGAGGAUAAUGAUUAUGAAGUUAUAAAAAUAUGGAAUAGAACUCCUGAUGUUGAUAAUAAUAUUUUACCUUUAAAUGAUAUAACAAAAGACAAUUUAAAAGAUAUUGAUUUGGUUGUUGAAGUUGCUCAUCCUGACAUUACAAAAAUGUAUGCUAAAAUUAUUUUAAGUGAAUGUAAUUUAUUUAUUGGUUCACCAACAGCCUUAUCUGAUCAGGAGACAUAUAAUUUAGUAGAAGACUUAGGAAAAAAAUAUAAUAGAUCAAUUUUUGUUCCAACGGGUGCUUUGUGGGCUGCAGAGGAUAUCAUGAAGAUGGCUGAGUUAGGUCAAUUAAAAAAACUAUCAAUAUCAAUGAUCAAACAUCCAUCUUCAUUUAAAGUUUUUGGUGAUUUAAAAAAGUUAUGUGAUGAGGCUAUGGAAACAUCAACAUUAAAAGUUCUUUAUUCAGGUCCUGUUCGCCAUCUCUGUAAAUUGGCUCCAAAUAAUGUUAAUACAAUGGCUGGAGCAGCUAUUGCAGCUAAAAAUCUUGGUUUUGAUAAUGUUGAAGCUAAUCUGAUAGCCGAUCCAGAGAUGUUAGAAUGGCAUAUUGUUGAAUUAGAUGUUACAGGAGAGGAUGGAUUUAAUGUUAAAAUAAGAAGAAAAAAUCCAGCUAAACCUGGUGCUGUAACAGGAAAUGCCACAUAUUUUUCUUUCUUAGCAAGUAUUCAUAGAUGUAAAUAUAAACCAUCUGGUAUACAUAUUUGUUAA